AUGGGAGCGUCGGACUUGAGUGUCGUCAGCCCGCGGGCCUUCGUAGGUCGAGAGGCCAACGCCAGCAACGAUAAUAACGACGAUGUGCGGUCGAUCUGGUCCGAAAAGAGCACUCAUAUAGACGGACAGAAUGACUUGCGGUUUUGGAAGUCAAACUCGCAGCACAAUGUCGCUUCCCCGGACGACCAUCGAGAGUCGAACGCCCCUGACGAAUCCCCCGAUCGACCGACGACGCAGUUCAGUUUCUACUCCCCCGGGCUGGAAUACGCCAUCCAUGCAUCCGAUCUGAAAUCCUUGGCUACAUCGCAUCAGCCAGUGAGCAACCUGUUGGAAAAUGGGGAGACCGGGGACGUAUGGUGGAUAGAUGCCACUGCACCAUCCAUGGAAGAUAUUGAAUGGCUCUCCAAAGUCUUCGGGAUCCAUCCACUGACGACGGAGGAUAUUGGAGUACAGGAGACAAGGGAAAAAAUCGAGCUGUUUGGCCAUUACUACUUUGUUUCACUACGGUCGUCCCAUCCGAAUCAAAAGGCCGGAGGGACAAGUUGGUCGAUUCUGAACCAGUAUGCCCUCGUCUUCAGGGGAGGCAUUAUCAGCGUCACAUUUGGACCUAGUCCCCAUGCGGCGAAUGUACGCAGUCGGAUCAUGGAGCAUAAGAGUCACCUGGCGUUGACCAGUGACUGGAUAUGUUAUGCACUUAUUGAUGAUAUCGUGGACGGAUUUGGUCCGUCGAUUCGCAAGGUCCAGCAAGGUAUCGAGACCAUGGACGACAGCUUUGCGAUCACGCGUCCGGAUGAUAUCAGUCUGGUGCUGCAACAGAUCUACAAGUGUCGCAAGGAGAUUAUCCGCAUUCGCCGUCUUCUGACCGACAAGACUGACGUGAUCAAGAGUUUCGCGCGGCGCUGCGACGAACGCUGCUUCAUUACGCCGUCGUGCGAAGUCGUGGUGUAUCUCAGUGAUAUUCAAGAUCACGUCCUGACGAUGAUGUCCAAUCUGGCCCACUCAGAACAAAUGCUGUCCGGAUCGCAAAUGAAGUAUGUGGAGCAGUUGUCUAUGGACAAUAACCGCACGCGCAACACGACACUGGACACGCUGAGCAAACUUACGGUACUAGGGACCAUGUUUGUGCCGAUGCAAGCGCUCGUCAGCUCGUUUGGCAUGAACGUAGAGGUUCCGGGGAAGGAGGUUCAUGGGGUGGCUUGGUGGUUUGGGAUUAUUGGAGGAUUGGCUACUGUGGUGAUUGUAUGUUUGGCAUUGGCGAAAUUAAGACGAUGGAUAUAA
Molecule: messenger RNA, 1278 nt
Organism: Aspergillus chevalieri
Lineage: Eukaryota; Fungi; Ascomycota; Eurotiomycetes; Eurotiales; Aspergillaceae
Product: magnesium transporter CorA family protein
Exons: 2
Coding region: 1-1278 (425 amino acids)
Biological process (GO): magnesium ion transmembrane transport; intracellular magnesium ion homeostasis
Cellular component (GO): plasma membrane
Molecular function (GO): magnesium ion transmembrane transporter activity
Source: RefSeq, a predicted model, not a curated record